This is a messenger RNA of Ilyonectria robusta, 1360 nucleotides long. RefSeq lists its product as uncharacterized. The record is from RefSeq and is a predicted model, not a curated record. The coding region runs from base 70 to 1248 and encodes 392 amino acids. The transcript is spliced from 3 exons. Lineage: Eukaryota; Fungi; Ascomycota; Sordariomycetes; Hypocreales; Nectriaceae.
AUUUUAUUUACCCGUUCCAUAGGGAGGACAAUACAGACUUAGAUUUUGCCUGUCCCUCAAUUCGCUCGUAUGAUUCCUAGACAGUUUCUGGUACGGGUUGCCGGUGCCCUCGGCGUCACCAUUGUCAUCUUUUGGCUUCUCCUCAGCAGCGUCCCCGCCGCCUCGCCCCCGAGCUGGCAUGGCUUUGGUAAGUCUGCCAGGGCGCGUGGCCUUCUCAACGACAUUGGCAAUCAUACUCUCGGGUUUCAACAAGUCUUCGUCGUCGGGCUGCCCGAGCGUACCGACCGUCGAGACGCCGUGACUCUGAACACUGCACUGAGCGGCAUAACGUUCCAGUUUAUCAAUGGCGUUCUGGGUGAUUCAAUUUCAGACAAGGCUCUUCCAAAGGAAUUCAAACAUAAAAAGAUAUCACCUGGUGCUCUUGGGUGCUGGCGUGCCCACAUGAACGCAUUGCAAGAGAUUGUUCGCAACAAUAUCUCUACUGCUCUGAUACUCGAAGAUGAUGCAGAUUGGGAUGUACGACUUCGACGACAACUUCACGACUUGGCUCUAUCAAGUCAAGCACUCACUCAGCCCCUCGCAGGACAGAACUCAUACGCAGAUACGUCAUAUCAGUAUCGACAACCCGCAAAAAAAUCCCCAGACGGCAUUAUUAGCCUGGAUUUCAAUAACCUCCCCGAAACGUCACCUGUAACCUUUUCUCCAUAUGGAGAUGAGUGGGAUCUUCUUUGGCUAGGCCACUGUGGCAUGCAAAUGCCACCUGCAGAUGGCUCUCUGCCUAGGGGGCGUGUUGUCUCAAAAGACGAUGAAACGGUCCCUGCCAAGGAGUAUCUACUCUCAUACGUGAAGCCGUAUACCUUGAAGGAUGAAUAUCCUGACCAUACUCGUGUCGUUCAUCAUGCAUAUGAGGGUAUAUGCCUUUUGGCCUAUGCUGUCACCCAGAAGGGAGCCCAGGAACUCCUACGCGAGAUUGCUCUCAAAGACCCUACUACGCCAGUCGAUAUCCUUAUGCGAUGGUUUUGUAAUGGCGAACGCGGGCGGAGGCAUCACAAUUGUCUCGCCAUCCAGCCUCCCAUCUUCAACCCUCACAGAACAAGGGGGCCAAAGGAAGACACGAGCAACAUUGAUUCAAAAUGGUCAGGUUGGUGGGACACGGCCGAGACUAGAAUGACAAGGUGGAGUGUAAGGCUCAAUGCUGAUAAGAUAAUUGCAGGGGAGAAGAUGGAGGAUCAAUUCCCAGACAAAUAAUUUAUUAAUUUACUUAGUUGGAUUAAACUACCUUGGGUUAUAUAUUUUCACACUAUGACUUAUAAUACAAGUCUAACAUGAGUUCCCCAUUUUCUUCAUUAGAUAUAUAAGC